Molecule: messenger RNA, 7112 nt
Organism: Tachysurus fulvidraco (yellow catfish)
Lineage: Eukaryota; Metazoa; Chordata; Actinopteri; Siluriformes; Bagridae
Product: cortexin-1
Exons: 4
Coding region: 3127-3375 (82 amino acids)
Source: RefSeq, a predicted model, not a curated record
UUGUUGAGUCUAGAAGUCUCUAUUAAGGUUGUUGGAUCUUGAUAUUGGUCUAGCAAAAUUUUAAGAACUUUGUCUACUCAUUGACUUGUUUAUGUACAGCCAAGUCUGUACUUCCUAGCAACCAAGUUUUGAGCUAAAAUCUCUUUACUUGGUAAAUUUAUUCACAAGAAAAUAGGCCCAAAAUACAGUCCCAAAUCAUUGGUGACCUUCCCCAGUAUUUGAUGGUGGAUUUUGGGUCCUUCUCCUUAUCCGUAUUGAGUCUUCUUUCGUCACCAAAACCUGGCAUUUGUUUUCAGCCAAAAAAGAUUUUGGUCUCUUAACUACAAUAGACAUUCCCAAUUAUAGUUUCAGUGGUGAUUGAUAGAUUUUAGAGCUGCAUUUUUGAGAGGUUCUAAGGAAGUGUAUUUUUUAAUGCUUCCAAAGAGCUUGUUGUUAUGGAGAUGGCAUCUAGUAGAUGAAUUAAUAUUUAUUUUUAUACCUGACUUGUGUAGCUCAACAACAGUCUGUCUCUGUCUCUGUCUCAUGCUGAUAGAUGAUAAAGUAAUUUUCCAUGUGUGCAACCUUGCAUUUGGACAAAGGCCACAUCAGGUUUUUUUUUGUUAGAGGAAAGGCGAAUAGUUACACUAAUUAAGUCGAAAUUUUAAUCAUUCUCUGAAGGGGGUGACUGCAUAUGUACAGUACUAAUCUCUGUCUGUUUUAAUAUCAAAGAGUCCCAGGUUCCUUGGUCAAGAUGCAAAUUAAUGUCAGUAAAUGUUUUGAACUGAGCUUGGAAUGAUAUUGAUUUAAAGAGAAGGGUUUAGUUUCUUUCCAAGAUCCCUACUGAAAUAUUUAUUAGAGCUAUAAUUUUGAGCCAAUUGAUAAUUGACACCAUGUCUGAGUUUUUAUUAUCUUCCCAGUCAAGACUGCCGAUUUACAGUCUGGUCCAGGGGCUGUUAACUUGUUUGGUUUGGAUUCUAGCAGUUUGGACUCAUGUCCUGCUCAUACCGCUAAAGGGGGAAAUACGGAACACUGCUUUUAUUUAGUGUGUUUUUUUUUUCUUACAUAAGGAUUUUGAAUCCUAUAGGCUCUUUUGAAGAUCCUUCAUAUCUUCUUUCCUUUAUUUUUAAUCCAAGCUUUCUUUUUCUGGUUUAUGAGCUGGAGUUUUUCAUGCACACACCGCUUGCUCUACAUCAGCAUUUUCAUUUUCUCCUGCACAGAUUUAAUUACUGCAUUUCAUUCUGUUUCUGCUGACAGAAGUUCAAACUUAAAUCAGUUUUUAUAAUACCGCUCACAGCACAGAUAGUUUGACCUUUUUUCUGUCCCUUCCCAUUGUCCCUUGCCGUCCAUUUGACAUUUGUUGCGUUUUGAUGUGAUGCCCUUAAUGACAGACCGCUGGAAGGGACUGACAUGUCUGUGGGCGGAUAGUCCCCGGCUGCAUGUCCUCACAGCAGGUCAUCACACAGUAGAGAUAGUGCUGUCCUCUGUAUUUACACUUUAGAAAGUGCUGAGGUUUUUUUUUUAACAGGGUGUGUGCAGUGAGACGGAAGAUUCUGGGCAUUAGGUAGGCUUGUGUCAGUCCUAUAACUGUGACAUUUCUCUAGUUCUAGACCUGUGCUGCAACAUACACUCCUGCUGCUCAUCCUGUCAGUCACUCACUGCCAUCUGUGCUGUCCAUUCCAGCUUAAUAUUUCAUGCUGUGAUUUGGGCUGGGAAUUAAAGAUGCGGCAGGUGGGUUUGACAGAGUGCUGGCAUAUUCCCUCUGACUGAGCUCCAGGUAGAUAGUGUGCACUCAACCAGUCAGUUUGAAUAAAGCUGUAUCAUGUAACAUGCAUUUUAAAUUUGUCACUCAAGUUCUUACUUUAUACUCCAUGUCCUUUACAUUUUAUGCACAUUUUACCAUUUAUGUUUGUCUCUUCCCUUGUCUCUUUUAAACUAUCCAUUUGGCCAUGCUUCUCAAAACACUUAAGUCGUAAGACACUUUUUGUCAGUAUAUACAGUGUGACAUUUCUAAGUUAAAAGAGAAUUUUGAAAUUCUUCACUGGGCAUAACAGGAUCAGAGGCAAAACCUCCUUCACUUUGGGACUGCCUGGCACGGAAGCCAAGAUGCCUUCAUUUUCACCUGACAGGAUCGUGGUCCCCUCGUAUAUGGUUUGAUACCGGAUUGGCGCUUCGGAAGCCGCGCCUCGAGGUGUGGGUACUGUCAGGAUCCAGCCCGGACUUUUGGCCAUGCUCUGAUGUAAACGUUUUGGGGCUCAUGCUGCGCUGCCAUCUGCUUUGCUCUCUGGACAGACGGUCACUGCCCGACCCUGGAGUCAGAGCCUUGCACAGCCCCUUUCAUCUGAAGCUUCUCCCUUUGCACGACCUGGAGGACACACAGCACAUAUGAGGUGUGGACCAAGGAGAUAAGGAAGACGACUAGAGACAUUCAUAUGUGUAAUGGAUUGCUAAAUCUGGAUUGGAGAGCCCCAGACUUCCUCUUCUCUGACCCCACAGCCUUCAAUAAGUGACUCAAUAAUAGAUUUUGAACCUUCAGAGACCACCGUCUAUCUGUCACCAACUUCCUUGAUUGUUUGCAUUGUUUGACAGUUUGUGUAGCACUAUCAGCAGCGUGUAUUUCCCACUCCAUCUCCUCCCUCCAGUGGCCAGACACCUUAUUUUGUAACUGCUAUUAUUAUUCUGUGUGCAUCCAGCUGCUGUCCCACUGAUCUGAUUAGUCACAGGUCUGCAGGCUUGGACACGCUGAAAACAGGAAACAAGGACACGUGUCAUCAAACCAUUUACAGUUCAGCUGUGUUAAGCUCAGAAAAGCAGGGUCCAGUUUAUAUAACACCUGGACACCAAAGUCCCAUCUGGAUCCAUUUAGCUGGUGUGAGAGCUGGUGUGGAUUAGCUAUCUGUCCCUUGCCGUGUCAUGCCGUCUUUCCUCACACCAAGUCUGCUGUUGAGAGGACCAGACGUGCUGGGGCUAAAAUAAGCAGGCUUGUCGUUUUGUUCUUCCUGAGGGCAAGCUGCGGUUCACAGUGUUGCCACUUGUGUGAGAUUCUAAAGCUCGAAGAGGUUCUCUCCCUUUCUGUUCAAUCUGGCCGAGCUGCCCAUACUCCCGAGUGUCCAGACGGUGUGCAGGUUCUGUGGGCGUGGCGUGUGGAGGAUGAGCGAUGUUCCCCCACUGGAGUACGAGCCGCUCUCCCCUGCGCUUCCCAGCAGGCCACCGCUGGCUGCAGACGCUGAGCAGAGAACGGCUCUAGCCUUCGUGGGCCUACUCAUGCUCUUCCUACUUUUUCUGCUUGUGCGUUGCUUCCGCAUUCUGCUUGAUCCCUACAGCCGCAUGCCGGCCUCGUCUUGGACUGACCACAAAGAGGGCCUGGAGAGAGGCCAGUUCGACUACGCGCUGGUAUAAAACACUGCCCAGCGAUGGUGGACGAGCCGAGAGCCUCUGCCUUCGCUCUCUCUGUGGUCAGCCCUCGACAACUUCCCACAUCCGUGUGAAUCUCCUUUCACCGCAUCCUGUAGUCACUCCUCAGGUUCCCCUUAGGGCAAUGCUGCCUGAUCCAUGAUCCACUUUCCCUUGGCCCAUAAAAUCUGCAGAGCAUUCAGUCAGAGUCCAGUACUAGGAACAACUACUAUUCUAUCAGUUAUGAAAAACUAAUACAGUUUUGUGAAAUUCUGUCUUCUAGAUUCACUAGUCCAGAAUGAUAUGAUUUUAUUUAGUCAGUAUCAGGUGUUAGGUAUUUAGAAAUUAGGUUGGUAGAAAUUAACACAAUGUGUUAGGCGUAUAUAUGGAGUUACACAGUUUCAGAGACACAGGAUAUUUUACACCCAUUUAAUAUCAUACAGUCACAAAUCAAUCUCUUUUUUAAAUGAAAAAAUACAGAUGCAGCAGUUCUGUAUCUGACCAAUGAUGGCCUGAAAUUCAGAUCAUAUUUAUCUCUCAUCCAACCCACUCAAUUUUUUAAAAUGCUAAACUAGCUUAACUUAACUAAACUAGCUCAGUCCACCUCAGGUCCAUCAUUAGUUUAAGGACAAUAACUUCAGGCACCUUCACAGUGAAGUCUUCUGAACAUGUUCUGCAAUUACUAAAGUGAAUAGUUUGUAGCCUCAGCCCAUAUUAGAGCUCUGAUAAUCAAAAAUGGUGUUGCCAAAUGCCAACUGGGCAGUGUAUUAGUUUUUGAUAAAUGAGGAACUGUUCUUGGUAGUGGACUCAGAGAAAGUAUGAAUUAGAUGUAUUUUAUUCCAUCACCACUCAUGUCAUUAUUCACAUCAUAAUUUUUGGGUACCCACUGCUCCAGAAUCCAGGAUUUCAUUUAACACAGCGGGGCUGCCAUAUUGGAUUGACUAUUUCAAGGCUAAUCAGCUCAUCCCUGCCUCAUUCACUACAAACCCAGACGUUAACAAAAUGAAAAUGUAUAGUUUUUACAAAUAAUCAUCAGACAGAUAAAACUGAGCAGCUUAAAGCAGUAGUCAGGCCACCGGCAAAUAUAGUCACCUAGCUGUAAAUAGAAUAAAAUCAAGAACCUAUAGAAAGGAUGACAGGCUUUGCUCAACUGGUAGUCACAGCUACAGCUAUGGCAGCUACUUUGCUUUUCAUUAAAAAAAAGGAAAAUAAUUAAAACAGGUUAGCUAGCUAAUGUGCUAGUUGUUCACUGGAUUUUCUAUUGUCCAGUUUGAUCUACUAAUUUACUGAUGACAUUUUUUCUUAUUAUCUUUUUUGUAUUUCUAUGUACUUAGCUCACUUACAGCUAGCAGAUAAGAGAAGUACCUCACGCAGGACUGCCGUAAUCAUCGUUUUGCUCUGCUGAAAUAAAAUGCAGUGUGAUCAAGGCUACAUUCCAGUCCAGUAUAUGUCACCAACCUGUUGUAAUAGAGACCGGAUAAACAUACUUACAACUCACUUUUGGAUAGAAUUGGUUAUCAUAUACCAGAUGUGUAAACAGUGUACACCUGCUAUGUGAAAGUCCCUUCUGACUGCUGCCUUCGUACACCCGUAAUUAGCACUGUUCUUUUUCCCUGAUGGUGUUUUUCCUUGGUGUUUACAGGAGCAGAAUCCCCUUUAAGAUGUCAGAAAUGUGAUAUUGCUGCAGUGUAUUUCAGUGUAUUUGUAUCAUUUAAAAGCCAUAUCUAUCUAUAUUUAUGCCUUGGACAGUGUUAUGUUGUGUGGCUAUUAGCCGUAGCUGAUCUGCCGAGCUCUGUGACUGCGUAGUGAGUUACUGUGUGAGUUUUAGAACUACUGAAAGUGCUUUAUUUUUGUAUUCAGGCUCAGAUUUGGAGUCUCCUUUUGCUAAUACUGUACUGUAUGUAUUCAGUUUAAGAUUUCUAGCUCAAUGUCUUCUCACUGGAUCAAGAAAAAUAUACCCAUAACAACGUGUUGCUUUGGUGUGUUUUUGAUAUUUGUACUGUAAGCAGAUUGGAUAUUUUCCUAACUCAUUUGUUUUGCUAAGCUGGGGCAAUUGUGUCAAAUAAAUAAGGGUUUUAUUCUCUUUAUGUUUCAGAAAUCCUCAGUAAUAGAAUGAAAAUUAUAACCGUCACUUUCUACAUUCUCACAAAGACAUUUCCCACUUGAUAUAAUUUAGGACAUAAUUUUUGGUUUUUAGGUUUGUGCUUUUAAGUGUUGCACUGAAGCUACAGUUAACAAGUGAAUAAGACUCCCAGCUCCCAGUGUUGCAUGAAUCAGUCAUUACACACUCAUCUCAAACUGUGUUGAGUUGUUCAGUUUAUCAAAGAGACUUCCUGAUCUGGCACGGUGUGACACACUGUUAUCUCUAAAACCCAGAGAAAGUAUGUUAUAGCGCUAUCAUCGAUCUAUCUUGAAACAGAUUCACUUUCUUUCUCGGAACAUUUUUUGUGUCACAUCACAAAGUCAGAGAUAAAGUUGGAAAGCAGAAUUGUAUGUUAGAAGUAAUUCUGAUUAUUACAGUGUUUUUAAUGGGCAUAGAUAUUGAGACUGGUUAUUUACACAAGUAAUACCAGUGACAACAUAGUGGCGUGUGCUGUAAUAGGAAAAUAAUCAAUCCCAGGGUGUUGCGAUGCAGAGAUACUGUUCCACCCAGAAGUAUAACAAAUACAAAGCAAUAACAAAGCAGAAACUACAUUUCUUAUGCCUGGGAAUGAGUAAUAUGUCAUCUGUUAUUGCUACACUGUGGUUUAGCAUCUGCGUUAUUGGUGCACAUAUAUUCUUUUCCAAGUUUGUUAAUGAUUUCAAUUCUACACAUUUCCAGAUAUUCUUAACAAAAUGUGGCUUUCAGGGUAAAGAAACUGACACACACACCACACACACACACACACCAAAGCAUUUAAAAACAUAACCAAUAUUGCUUUAUUACCAUUUGUUGUGUUUUACAGGUUGUUUAAAAAUGGCAUGUAACUGAUCAAAUGUUUCUAAGAUCUCUUUUAUUUCCAGAGUGUGGUGGAUGCUCAGAUACAGCCUCAUUCCUGUAUGUUCACAAAAAUACUGCUGUGUGUGUGUGUGUGUGUGUGUGUGUGUGUGUGUGUGUGUGUGUGUGUGUGUGUGUGUGUGUGUGUGAGUGUGUGUGUGUUAAACAGUGUUAGGGGCUGCCAAACCAUCACAAGCACCACAGAUGAAAUGUGUUCAGUUCUAAGAGCAUGACGAUUACUGAAAUAUUUCAAGUUUGCUAACGAUGUUGUAAUACAGUACACACACGCACAUUCGUUCCUUUACAUGUAGUGGCAAAUAAAAUUAUGAUUAAAAACAUUACAAAAAAAGAUACAAAAGUAUACAAAGUUCCCAUGUUAGACGAAUGGUUAUGCAUAAAUAUAGCUCAGGCUGUUUUUUUUUUUUAAAAACAGUGCAGUAACUUUGAUGUUCAGGUUUGAAGAUUUGAUGAUUUUUAGCACCAGAGAGAAAGCACCAGACACUGCAGUCAGGCUGCACCAAAAACAGUACGAUAACUCAAUGUGCAAGUCCUCUAUCUAGCCCACUUCACACUAACACCAGGCUGGUGUUAUUUCAGUGAGCGUAACAUAAAGGACGGCGCCAUGUAAACAGUGACGGUAUCACUCAGUGUCUGGCAGCAGUCAAGGACGCCAUUAUUAAUUACGGAAACAAAGUCAACAGCACUUUUAAGUCUAUUGCGUGUUCUGUUUGUUUUGUCAGCCUUGAUGCUCUUCAAAAAGUUUGAC